UGGCGAUUGAAAGCAAGCAAAACAUCCUUAAAACGCAAUAGGUCUAUGUGCAGAAAAUAUAAAUAUUUUCUAGAACGUACAGAGUGACGCGGGAAAUAGAUAAGAACGAAGAUAUAGAGUGAUACCACGGUAGAGAUAAGCGAUUUCCCUACACUCGGGGGAGGUUAGUUGGUUGUAACCUACAACAAAGUGAGUACGAGUCACAGAGGAGUGAGAGUGCGUGUAUGAGGGCAGUGAAAAACGAAACCACUAGCUACUAGCAAGAAGCGGUCGGGCCGAAUUUGCUCCGAAACAGUGAGAGCGGUGUGUGUUGUUUAGUUCCCUUUAAGGUUUUCCGUUACUGCACCAUCGCGUCAAGAUGUCGUUCCUCAACAAUCUCAAGAAGGUGUUCCACCUGGGCAGCGGGGAGGCGAAGAAAAAGCGCAUCUUCAACAACAUCCGCAUGGACACGGACCCGAACGACUUUUGGGACAUGAUCGGCGAGCUCGGCGAUGGCGCGUUCGGCAAGGUGUACAAAGCGCAGAACAAGGAAACGCGCCAGCUGGCCGCCGCCAAGAUGUGCACCCUCGAGGACGAGGAGAACCUGAGCGAUCACAUGGUGGAGAUCGACAUUCUGUCCGAGAUCAAGCAUGAGAACAUUGUCGGUUUGUACGAGGCGUACUCGAUCGACGACAAGCUAUGGAUGCUGAUAGAAUAUUGUGAUGGCGGUGCCUUAGAUAGUAUUAUGGUGGAGCUGGAGAAACCGCUCACCGAGGCGCAGAUUGCCUACGUAUGCAAGCACAUGUGCGCCGGACUGAACCAUUUACACAAGAACAAGGUGAUACACCGGGACUUGAAAGCCGGCAACGUGCUGCUGACGAUGGACGGUGGCGUCAAGUUGGCGGAUUUCGGCGUCUCGGCGAAGAACAAGCAUACGAUGCAGAAGCACGACACCUUCAUCGGGACGCCGUACUGGAUGGCGCCGGAGCUGGUGCUGUGCGAAACGUUCCGGGACAACCCGUACGACUUCAAGGUCGACAUCUGGUCGCUCGGCAUCACGCUGAUCGAGUUCGCCCAGAUGGAACCACCGAACAGCGAGAUGUCGCCGAUGCGGGUGCUGCUCAAGAUUCAGAAAAGUGAACCCCCGAAGCUGGACCAACCGUCGAAAUGGACGAAAAGCUUUAAUGACUUUCUGGCGCGCACACUGGUGAAGGAUCCCCAGCAGAGGCCUUCGACCGACGUACUUAUGGCACUACCGUUCAUCAGCGGUGACCUGGACUCGAAACCCAUCAAGGACCUGCUGCUCGAGUACAAGGCGGACGUCGUAGAGGAAGAACUGGUCGAUGAAGAGGCAGAGAAAGCUAAACGACAAGCGAAACGCAGAUCGCUCUAUCAGAGGGAACCCCGCAAUUCUGCUCUACCGCUCGACUUGGACGAUGAUUCUUCAUCACUACAGAGUCAAGAAACUGAUAAACUUCCAGACACACCGACAUCCCUUUCGAAAUCGUCCAGAGAUUCGAAAGAAUCUACACCCGUUCCUAGCACCGAAGACGAGCCCAGCAAAACGAAGCCCAUCCCGACGGUUCCAGUUCCGGUGCCACCACCAGCGGCAGCAGCAGCAGCUCCAAUUGCUGCGCCAACUCCUCUUUCUGGACCCGCAGAAGUGGUUGUUCCGGCUGCUGUGGAGACGAAGCCAGAGUCGAAAAAGUCGCAACCGGCACCGGUUGCAGCGGUGUCGCCGCAACCAACAACGACCACGUCAUCAUCUUCAACCUCGUCCACGGUUUCCGGUGUGCCAGCGCCAGUUCUACCGGUUGCCAAGCAAGUUACGGCCAACGAUCAGCAACAACUACUCGAUCAGACGCCAUCGGUAGACGGUUCGGUGGUGGGAGGUGAGCAGAGAAAAGCGGCCGUCAUCGGUGCUGCCGGCGUUAAGAAAGGACCCGCACCUCCACCGCCACCGCAGACACCGACUUCACCGACGGCCAAACAUGCCAUGCUACCGCUGGCCGGCGCUGGUGCCAUGCCGAACGAAGGAGUUCCCCCGACACCACCGGAAACACCCCAAACACCUCCGGCCGGAGCUGAUCGUCCGGAUGCAACAGCGGCAAGUUCUGUUCCACCACCACCGGCGCUUGUGCGCAUGAGCAGCGCCGGUGUACUGAUCGACGAUCAGCCUAAGUCUCCACGCAAAGAGCACGCUCCUCCGACGCCAGUAGGAGGAACUGGGGCCACCAGCAAGGAUAAGGUGUCCCCGGUCGUCGUCGAACGUCCUGCGUCGCCGACACCUGCUAAUCAAUCGUUCAACAAUGUUGCCAUUCCGCCGAAAGCAAUUCCACCGUCGGACGAUGGAGACGAUGGUGGCGUUAAGAUGGUCCCCUCGACGCCCGGUAGCGCACGCCAGCAGCAGCAUUAUCACCCGCAUCAUCUGAUGAACUCUUCCUCUACCACAUCCAUUACCAUCAACGAUGCGACCGUGUUGGCUGACCCGUCGAACAGUCUGGCAAGCAAUGUGGCCCAGGUGACGGUGGUGACGAGCCACCCGCCGGUCAUCAUAGAUAAUUCGAUUCCACCAGCCGCGGCCACCACCACCUCCGGAACGUCCUCAUCGGCUUCGUCGACGAAAUCGUUCGGUUCGUCGCAGCAGCGUCGCUCGCGCAUCAUAUCAUCACCGGCGACCGGCGGCUCGGACGAGGUCGUUAUUGUCUCGAACGAGUUGAACAAAACGCACGUCAACGAAUCGUCGACGGACGACGAUUUCCAAUCCCUGGACAGUCUGGAGAACGUUUCACCCCGGCAUCGCCAGGGAGCGAUCGCACGCAAACUGGACGAGAGUGAGGUGCUUAUCGUUAGCCCCGGAUUCGACGAGGUCGCGGUGGAGCGCGACACCGACAGCUACGGCGACGGGGACGUAUUUAAUGCUAGCAUUAGUAACCUAAACACCAGCGGCAACGGAAGUAAGCUGCUGCUGGACACUAGUCAUGUAUCGGUGGUGACGGUGGGCGAGGAGGAGAUCAAGGUGAAGGACUCGUCCCAACACCACCCGCAGCUGAUGCUCAACCAAGGCCAUCUUCCCCAGCAGCAGCAUCCGCACCACCAUCUUCAUCAUCCGUACCAUAAUGAUUCCACCAGUGACUUGUCGAACGUGAGCUGUGGCCCGAGCGAAUCGAGUGACGACGUGAAGGUGGACAUUGUGGUGGGUGCUGGCGGCGGCCGUCAGCAACCGCUCCCGACGCAGCACCAGCAGCAGCGGUCGCCCUCGGGAUCAUCGAUUUCGUUACCGAGUCAAUCGGGUAAGGCGCCGGUUGGUGGUCCGGUGUCCACUGUGGCCGGCGCCAGUGGUGGUGCUGCGAUCAAUGGAAAUCGGUUUAACGGUGGGGCCGAGUUCCAUCAGAGCCGCGAGGACGUUAGUAUCAUAGUGAAUAGAAGUAAACACAACGAGAAGCAACGGAUUUCACCGGACAGCAGUGUCGGUUCACUCGAGGGCGGUGGAUCGGUCCGCUCGGCCAGCACCCCUAUCCACCACCAUCCACCGGCCGCAGCGGUUGUUAUCGGGGGUGGUAGCGGCAGUGCCGGCCACCAUCAUCAUCAGCAUCAGCGCAUCGGCAGCGGAAACGUAACGGUUGGGCCGAAACAACUGCACGAUCGAAGCGAUGCGGAAAGCAUUGCGACCACCACUAGUCACGACAGUCGCGAGCACCCUGCCGGAGCCACGCUGGAGCUCGACGAGGAGGUGACACUGCGAAGGAAACCUCUACCCUCACUGGACCUCGACGACGGAGAUAAGGUGCCACCGCUGCUGUCUUCCUCGUCGGGCGCUUCCACGCUUGUCAUUGGCGAGGGAACGAAGGCAGCUGCAGCAGCUACGGCAGGUGCCGGUGGGCCAGGUGUAGCCGCCGCUCCGGGCGCUCCCGGUGCGGUGCGACAGAAGGCGAACCGUAACUUCACCAAGGAGGAGCUGCACUUGCAAAAUCUGAAAAAGAAGACCCGCAAACGAACGCGUAAGUUCGAGAUCGAUGGCGUACAGGUUACGACCACCACUAGCAAGGUGAUCUACAGCGACGAGGACAGCAACAAGCUGUACGACGACCACCUGUUCCGCAAGCAGGAGCUGCGCGAGCUGAAGAUGCUGCAGAAGCAGGAGAAAAAACAGUUUUACGACCUGCAAGCGAAGGAAGCGAUCGCCAAAGAGCAGCAGGAAAAGAAGUUCGAGCAGGAACGCCUUCAGCUGGAGCGUACCUUCGAGGCGGACAUGGAUGUGCUUGCUCGCCAGCACCGCCAGACGGUGGAGAAGUUCGAACAGCAGCAGGAGGCGGAACUGCGGAACACCUCGAAGAAGAUCCGGGGCGAGCAGGAGCGUGAUCUAAAGUUGUUCCGCGAUAGUCUAAAGCAGGAGAUACGGCUGCUCAAGCAGGAGGUUGACCUACUGCCGAAAGAGAAGCGGAAAGACGAGUUCCGCAAGCGAAAAACGCAGAUGGAAUUCGAGCACGAGGAGCGUGAGAAAUCGUUCCUGUCGUCUCUGUCGGAGAAUCACGAGCUGGCGCUGCGACGGAUCAGUGAAAUCUACCGCGAGAAACUAUCGGCGACGGACAAGGGUUACCUGCAGCAAAAGCAAACGACAAUGAGAACGCGAGAAGCGAUGCUGUGGGAGUUGGAGGAGAAACACAUUCACGACAAGCACCAGCUAGCGAAGAGACACGUGAAGGACAUUUGCUUCAUGCAGCGCCAUCAGAUGAUUAUCCGGCACGAGAAAGAAUUGGAUCAGAUCAAACGUAUGAUCUCCCGGAAGGAGGAGGAGCUGCUGAAGCGACAGACGAUCGAACGGCGAGCACUGCCAAAGAGAAUCCGCGCCGAACGGAAGGCCCGCGAUAUGAUGUUCCGCGAAUCGCUGCGCAUUUCGAUGACCACCGAUCCAGAGUUGGAGCGGGAUAAACUGAAAAAGUUCCAGGAGCAGGAGAAGAAGCGGUACAACCAGGAGCAGCAACGCUUCGAAACGAAGCACAGUAAGCAACUGGAAGAGCUAAGGGCUACCUCAGAAGGUUCCAUCAGGGAACUGGAGCAGCUGCAAAACGAAAAACGCAAACAGCUGCUCGAGCACGAGACGGCUAAGCUGCGUGAGUGCGACGAGGCGCUGCAGAAGGAGCUGCGCGAAUGGAAGGCUCAGCUGAUGCCACGCAAACAGGCCAUCGAAAAGCACCUGAACCGCAUGGUGGACGAGUACGAGGACCGCUGGGGUCCGGUCGAUCGGCGCGAAUUCGAGGGUGACUUCAUCGUGCCGCCGGAGCUGCGCAAUCGCGCCAACUCCCUCAAUACCCUUUCGCUCCGGUUGCUCAACAUCACGCGCUCCCGUACGUUCCUUACCCUUCCCUCGGUCAACGGCGGUGGUGUGGGAGGUGGUGCCGGAGUGGUAGGCAUUGGCGGAACUGGUGGUGUAGGUGGCGGUGGGGGUGGUGGUAAUCGUAGCAGCAUACACAGCUCCGUGCCGGAUUUGACCCGCUCCAUGCCGAACACGCCCAACUCGGCUCACAAGCUUUCGCUCGCCUCGUCCUACGACUCAGUGCUGGAGGAGAACGAGGGCGAAAACUACAUCCCGAGGGGGGCUGGUGGAGGAGGAGGUGUGGCAAGUAGUGGGUACUCAGGUGGUGGAGGUAGUGGCAGUAAGGGAAGCCACCGCGAUUCCGCGAUCAAGUAUAUUCACACGAAUGACGGAGCAUAUGGUUCCGCUGGUGCUGUCCACGUGCGGCGCAAAUCAGAGGAUCUGCUGUCCGGCAAGGGGUCGUCGUCGGGUGCCCGCUCGGCGACGCGCAUUCCCAUCAAAAGUUUCCUCCACUCGAGUGCUUCGACGACGGGCGGCGGCGGUAGAGGGGAGUAUGAGUAUGGUAGUAGCUCCUCCCGGACGUACCAAAACUAUCCGGAGCCAAAGGAUCGCAGUAUCGUGUCGAUACGCGUCAAUCAAGUGAACCAUCGGAAGCCGGCCAGCAUCUUUGAUGGUAUGUCGAACCGGUCGAACAUUUCACACGCAUCGUACGCGUCCAGUGGCACGAUGCCCCGCACGUCCGGUGGCUGGGGAACGAGUCGGCUCGGUGAAAACACGUUUGCUGCCAGCGCUUCCGACGUCAGCAGCGUUCAUCGGCUGACCACAUUCAGUUCCGCCCGGGGUGGGCUACCGUUGCCACACGACGCCACGGCCAAUGGUGGCCGAAAGUCGGGCACAACGGGCUUGAAGUUGUCACCGUCGACACCGGUGCUGCUGGCGCCGGGCAAGGAUGAUGAUACGGUUGUUUAGAUGGAUUGUUUUUGUCCUCCUUUCUAUGUAGAUUGGAAAAC
This is a messenger RNA of Anopheles coustani, 6306 nucleotides long. RefSeq lists its product as uncharacterized. The record is from RefSeq and is a predicted model, not a curated record. Gene Ontology annotation, molecular function: ATP binding; protein serine/threonine kinase activity. Bases 359 to 6265 code for a protein of 1968 amino acids. Lineage: Eukaryota; Metazoa; Arthropoda; Insecta; Diptera; Culicidae. The transcript has 13 exons. Gene Ontology annotation, biological process: protein phosphorylation.